AUGAAGUUGGCUGUCAUUCUCGUAUCCUCACUAGUGAUUACAGACUCUCAGUCGCUACCUAUCCAACAAGAUUCCAGCAGUUUGGAAUCCAGCACUCGCUCAUCCAUGCAAAACUCUACACCAAUACUUGAUAAACGUAAAGUAAGCAUCGAAAACAGUCAUGAUUCGACUCAAGUCAAUAUCAUGCCUCGAGGCUUUCCCAUGGCACAAUUUAUGAUUGGUAGUGUAACUAGUGCUGUUGUUUCCACCGCUAUAUAUACACAAGAUUCUAAAAGAAAGGAAAACCGUAAAAACAAGAAGAAAAAGGAAUCUGACGAGAAGGAAGCUAAGGAGAAGGAAUCUAAAGAGAAAGGCAAAGAAUAG
This is a messenger RNA of Batrachochytrium dendrobatidis JAM81, 363 nucleotides long. RefSeq lists its product as uncharacterized. The transcript has a single exon. The record is from RefSeq and is a predicted model, not a curated record. The coding region runs from base 1 to 363 and encodes 120 amino acids. NCBI's taxonomy places the organism in Eukaryota, Fungi, Chytridiomycota, Chytridiomycetes, Rhizophydiales.